UCACGCACUCUCUCUUUGGUCUCUUUGCUUUUGCUUUACCUUCCCAGGUGAAUAUAAAAGCUUACGAAAUAAAGCAAAAGUUUUCCUUCACUUCUUGGGUUUUCAGUGUUUUUCUUUCCACCUUUGUCUUUCAAAGUUUACUCUUUGAUUUGGGUUUUUGAAUUCUGAUCUGGGUAUUGAUUUUCAGUGUUUUAAAUUUACUGUUGUUGUAUGUGGGUUUGAAAUCUGUUAUGGCUGUCUAGGGUUUAUCCAUUCAUACAUCAAGAUCUGUUAUUUACUACAAUUUCUCCAAACUUUCCUUGGCUUUUGGAAGUUGAUUCCUUUCUAGGAUUCCUCUAUUAUGUGAAAAAGGAUACUCAGAUUCCAUUAAUGCUUCUUUGGUCAUUUAAACGAGCCACGUCUCUGCAUUUUUCUGUAUUCGAUUCUCUCUCUCUGAACAUUUCACUCAAAGAAGGAGAAAAGCAGUCUUUUAUUUUCUUUUCCUAUAGGGGGGCAAAUCAUCUUCGGCAGCUAUGAGUAGGGAACUUGAAAUCCUCUCCCCAGCUUCUUAUUUACAGACAUCCAAUUGGCUUUUUCAAGAGAGCAAAGGUACAAGAUGGACUGCCCAUGAGAACAAGUGUUUUGAAAAUGCUUUGGCUUUAUAUGACAAAGACACUCCUGAUAGAUGGUUAAAGGUGGCAGCCAUGAUUCCUGGAAAAACAGUAGGAGAUGUGAUCAAACAGUACAGAGAAUUGGAAGAAGAUGUUAGUGAUAUCGAGGCCGGGCUUAUACCAAUUCCUGUAUAUAGCAGUGAUUCUUUUACAUUGGAGUGGGUUGAUGUUAGUCAAGCCUUUGAUGGAUUCAGAAACUAUUACACUCCAGGUGGAAAAAGAGGGACCGGGACUCGACCAUCUGAUCAAGAAAGGAAGAAAGGAGUGCCGUGGACUGAAGAAGAACACAGGCAAUUUUUAAUGGGUCUUAAAAAGUAUGGUAAAGGGGAUUGGAGAAACAUUUCGCGCAAUUUUGUGACGACUAGAACCCCGACUCAGGUGGCAAGUCAUGCUCAAAAGUACUUCAUCAGGCAGCUGACUGGAGGGAAAGAUAAGAGGAGGUCAAGUAUCCAUGAUAUCACAACAGUUAACAUCCCCAAUACGGCAAUUUCUUCACUGGAUCAUGGCAAACCUUUGUCUCUGAAUAAUUCUUCCUCAACCAUGCAGCCACAAGGGAAACCGAAAGUAGAUGGAGUUACUAAAGAGGUCUUUGAUUUUGAGUGGAAGCAACAAAACGAAGGAACAGCUAUAGCUUUCGACCAGAUGAAUGCCUUCCUCUCCCCUGUUUGUGCUAUUUCUUCAUAUGGGCACAAGCUGGAAGAACAGGAUUUGCUAAGAGGAAAUCUUCCAAGAUCUCAAUUCGGAUUAUACAACAUUCCUUUCCAGAUGCAGUCAAUGCAACAUCAGUGAAUUCACUGAUGAAUUCACAUGUGCAUAUCUUGAGGAUGCAAAUAUAAUCCAUAUUUAUCACUCUUAUGGAAGAUCAAUUAGGUGGUGUUUGUGAUUAUCAUUGGAAUUCUGGAUCAUUGUAAAAAGAAGCUUAUUUACAUGAAGCUUGGGGCUUUUAUUAAUAUAAUUGUGCCUGUGUUGGAUA
Molecule: messenger RNA, 1623 nt
Organism: Hibiscus syriacus
Lineage: Eukaryota; Viridiplantae; Streptophyta; Magnoliopsida; Malvales; Malvaceae
Product: transcription factor DIVARICATA-like
Exons: 2
Coding region: 513-1439 (308 amino acids)
Molecular function (GO): DNA binding
Source: RefSeq, a predicted model, not a curated record